AGGCUUCGGAUGUUAUGUGAAAACCAUUGUGCUUCAUGCGUUCACAUGGAAUACGUAUUACUUAAAUAUGUAGGAUGAAAAAAAGUAUGUUGGGGUUCUAUCCUGAGGGACCUCCCCCCCUCAAACAACCUCUAACCUGCAGUAAGGGAAUAACUUAAUGUAACUGUAGAUUUUCUUAAGUACAUGCCAGGGAAUUUUUCCAUGUGCUGAUAGAAAACAAAGUGUUCUGCGAUUCUGGACUUGAAUGAGAUUAAUGUGAUUGGGAAUAAUGGCUGGUUAUGUUUUUUUUAAAUUAUUAUUAUUUUUAUCUAAUCUGCCUUUAAACACAGAAAAAGCAGAAUGUGUCUUAGAUUCACUACAUGUCUAUCAUGUGCAUGUCCACUGAAAACAUCACGUAUUUCAAUAAUUUAUUUCAAAAUUGUGGAAUCAGUAGAUUCCUUACACAGAGGGUGGUACAAGUCAGGUGUUCACAUGUUGUCACUUUAGUCCACUCAGUUUUUCAUGUAGAAAAAGCAUUAUGCAAAAAAAAAACAAAAAAACUGAAAAGUCAUGCUAUACGGCCAUGUUUGAAAUAUUUCGUAGUUGAAAUGAAGAACCCAAAGGUCACGCAUAGGCACAAAAAGGAACCGAUGAGCAACACUGGGGAAAAGAAUGGCAUUGCAAUAGAAGAGACAUGGCAAAGGGGCGAGUGAGCAGAGGAGCAUUUAUUCUGAGGAGGGUGAUUAAUGGGACCAGCAUCAGGUGAGUCGAAUUAAUACAAAAGUCUCGAAGCCGUUGAGAAGCAUGAACCAAGCAAUUAAGUGCCGAUGGCUCAAAACGGCCAUUACCAAGACACACAGGUGAUGUAACAUGAACAAAGGAACGACACCGAUAUCUAAAUAGAGGCAUUUGUAGACACUAGGAUCUACUAAAAUGCAAAAUCCAAAGAGAGAAGGAAUUCAACACAAAAGUAACAUAGCAGAACCAAACUCCUUCCAUGUCGUGAUAGAGAUACGGCCUAUACAAUGACAAGAAAGACUGUCGACUUGUCCAGCAGACAGCCAUCAGCACCCUCCACAAGGCAGAUAAGCCAUAAAAAGUUAUUGCUAAAGACGUGGCAGAUCAUAGACAUCCAAGCAUAGAAAGUUGAGAGGAAGGAAAAAGUGUUGUAGAAAAAGAACUUGAGAAACUAUAAUUGGCCUCAUGGUUAGCCACUAAUGAACUCAAGAUCAACUCAGAAGCAUCUUAAACAGAAAAAGAACUGCACAUGCUCAGCAGUCCAAAGCGGCCGCAUUUUAUUCCUAAAUCGAGGUUUGAGAGUGUUAAAGGAAAAACAGUGGAGAGGCACAAAAUCCAGGUCGUCCGACGUCCGGUGGGAAGCUUCCGAAGCCAGCGGAUGACUUGAGCAGCCGUGUCAUCCGCUGGUUUUGGUUCACGGUGUUUCAUCAGGUAAAGGCAGAGCAGUCGGCUACCAGGAAACACGUCAGGCUUUCCUCUUCUGAGCAGCUUUAUGGAGACACUAAAUUUAUUUUCCUGCAGGACCUGCUCACACAGCCAAAAGCACUAACACCUGCUUUGAUGACGGUGCUAUCACUGUGCUUGAACAGCCACCAAUGGCACAACAACGCUGCAAUGUUACAUUGCAUUAAGGCAGUAAUUCCACUGACAAGAGCUCGGGCCAAAUACUUUUUCUUUUUUUUUCUUUUUUGGAAGGACAUUUUGGAUGAAAAUAAUUCUUUUAUUGGACUAAUGUAUCGUUGUAACUGCCUGUGUUUUUGACAAUAACUUGAAACAUAAAUCUGCUUGAAACACGUCCAUAUAUGAGUUUCACUUUUUCUAAAACUGACUUUCUGAAAUGAAUUCACUUUUCGAUCACACUCCACUUUUACUGAGAUGCACCUGUACAGAUGAACGAGUCCCUCCGUAUGAAUCGGUGAAGGAUUCGCACGCAGAUCGUUGCAGGCUUGAGCGUCCUAACAAGGAUUCAGUUUCAUCUUGGCUCCAGUCUGAACGCUCCGCCUGCUCUCGCCGAGGAUAUUGACUUUCCCGCAAGUUAAAGUAUUUAAAUGUAGAGUGAGACAGAUGCUGUAUGUGGACUGGAGGCGACCGCAAAAAAAAAAGGAAAAAAAAAAGAAAAAAGAAAAGAAGGAACACGCGUGUGGGUGGAAGACUGGGGACGCAGGGACUUUACAACCCGCACGUAUAGAUUGACAGCGGAGGCAACUUUGUUUGCCACAUUUUAAGGAGAUGCGCGCAUCAUCUUUCCUCACAAAUGACCGCACUCUUCAGGGGGAAAAAAGCAUCUCUUCCAUGACGCGCAGAAAUCCGUUCGUGAAACCAACGAUCGCCACUCUUCGAGAGCGAUAGAGGGAUUAAUUUCUACUUUAAAAAAAAAAAAACGUUUCAUUGUUUGAACAACUUGAAUGAGUCAAAGAGGAUUUGAUGGAGGAGCUGGGGUGACAGCGACGCUCUUCACAAGACUUCGCUUUUCGGAUUAGCGUCGCAGCGCCUUCUAAAUCUUCCAGACGUUCCCCUCCUGACUGCGGACAGGACCUGCGUCGGGACUCCUGACAGUUCUGGAUCUCUUAAUUGUCAUGGGUUUGGCUUUCGGUGCGCAACAAGGAGGUUGAUUCAAACUGAACCGAAGGCACCCAUCUACGGGAAUGGUAUUUCUGAGGGCAUCCAACGCCGAAUCAGCGAAGUAUUCAUGAAGCAAUAUUUGAACUAUUACAGGAUGAGGCUGAGAACAUCGAGGUUAGGUUAUCUGUUUCUCCAGUUCGCGGCGCUUUGCUUUUACGCACAGGACACUGUGCAGUCGUCUCCUAAUUUCAAGCAGCACGUCACCGAACAGAGCCGGCUGUCGGACCGCAUGAGCCGCAGACUGACCCGAACCUACCAGCUGUACAGCCGAACCAGUGGGAAGCACGUCCAGGUCCUGGCUAACAAGCGGGUCAAUGCUAACGGGGACGACGGCGCGGUGCACGCUAAGCUGGAAGUGGAGACGGAUUCCUUUGGGAGUCGCGUUCGGAUCAAAGGGGUGAAGACGGGAUACUACAUAUGCAUGAACAAGAGAGGGAAGCUGAUUGGCAAGCGAAAAGGACGAGGCAAGGACUGCAUCUUCACCGAGAUCGUCCUGGAGAACAACUAUACAGCCCUGCAGAACGCCAAGUACGAGGGCUGGUACAUGGCCUUCACGCGCAAGGGCCGCCCGAGGAAGGCCUCGAAGACCAAGCAGCACCAGAGGGAGGCCCACUUCAUGAAGCGUCUUCCGAGGGGCCACUUGCUGAGCGACAGGAGGCCGUUCGACGUCCUCCCUCUGCCCGUCCCCGUGCAGCCUCUCAGCAGGCGGACUAAACAUUCCCAUCACCAGCGCUCUGGGGGACGCUGAGGACCGAAACCACUGAAGAGGAACAACACAGAAGAACCACUUCAAGAGAAAGCAUCGUGUGAACUCACACACACUUUUUUUUUUUUUUUUUUUUUUUUAAUUUUGCCUCAUUUCUGGACUUCUUACGCACUUCUUGGUUACUGGGUUUUAUGUAAACUAUCUAAUCUGCUAGUUAUUUACAGACUGUAGCGAGAUUCCCCCCCCCCCUAUCUUUGGCUAUUGAAUCAGGGCAUUUUACAAUCUGGAGAGCUCAAAAAAAAAAAAAAGACAAAAACAAAAACAAAAGAAAAGAAAUCUCAAAGGGUUAGACGUUAGCCAGCUCAGCAUUGAAAAGAAUGUUAAAAAGUGAAGCUAGACGUGGCAGCUAUCUGUGGUUACAGCAUCUCUCAGUCGACGUGCUCUCUCGGAGAAUUUUGUAACCCGUUUUGUUUUUCUACGUAUACGGAUAUAUUUUUACUGUAAAAAUGUAAAUUACAUCAAAUGAUGGAUAUAUUUAUUGUAGAGUGUAUAUUAAAACCACUAAAGAGUUUCGUAAGCUGCUUGUGUGCUCUCUUGUGGUUGUUUUCCAAACUAGAAGCUAGCAUACCAACCAGCCCCCUCCACGCCCUCAAAAAAGAAAAAAAAGUUGUUUUUUUUUUUUUUUCCUUCGUCUUCUUCAAGCUGAAAACCUAGAUAACUGAGGGGCAAUAUCUGUGACAGGCUACUGAAUUCAAUGUGCUCAGCAAGUGAGACUUGGGCCUGAAUGGUCUGAGCUAUGCAUUAAAAGCGAUGAGGUCAGCCCACCAUUUUGGCUCAAACAAAGGUUACCACCAUGUAGUUGCAUUUCUCACGAUCGCACACCGUAACCCUCUGAUCAAAUGGGCCCUUUGUGGGACCUCAUAUAAAAGGGCAUGUUAUACAAUAGUGGGUUCGAAUAAUAACACGAGGAGGGGUCAGUUAUCAAAAAGAAGCCAGUCACACAGGGGGAGGGGUGGCGGAGAGGAAGCUGAGGGGAGGCAGGGGACGGGGGUGGGGGGGGGAGCACCAGGGCCUGUGUGGCAAAAUGUGGCAUCAACUGAAAGAGGGGGAAUGGCUGGGAAGAGGCAUUCGGGAAUGAAAGGGAGGCAAGAAAGAAACCCUCUUCCCAGAAGCAGUUGAGCAUGACCGUCAAAGGCCAAAUGACAGGGGAGAGGAAGACCCUAAACAGAGGAGUUGGGCUUCUCUCACCAAGCAUGAGCUGGAUGUCAAAUUCGUUAAGUUUGUGCCUCUCGUUGCAGGACCAUGGACUUUUUGCCCCACUUUCUGUCUACUUACAACCACAAACUAUAACCUAUUUAAGUGGUAUUCUGUGUGGCAGACUAUUUAUUUCAACUCAAUAUUUAAAAAAAAACAAAAAAAACUGGACCAUCCCCUGAUGAAAUGGGAUCAAAUGCUGUUUUGUCACUUCGGGGUUUGACAAAGAAGAAGAAAAAAGUUCCUUCCCCAACAGAAUUCCCAAAACAACAAGACUGGCUGGUUUAAAUGUUUUUUUUUUUUUGUGUCCUGUCCUUUCCAUCUGGAAGAAGACAAAGCACAAUGGUGAGAGAGGACCUGUGGCUUUGUCUCUGUUUUUUGCACUUGCUUUCUGGGUUUGGACAAGCGGCGAAAAAUGCAAGGAAUCACAAGGUUGAAACAAUCUAUAUUUAAGUGCCAUUGUCCCGUUUUAACAGCACUACCGCCUUUUUUUUUUAUAUCCACUGUUUAAGCAUCUUCAGUGGAACUGAUUGUAUUUCUUUAAUAUGCAGUGGG
Molecule: messenger RNA, 5134 nt
Organism: Poecilia latipinna (sailfin molly)
Lineage: Eukaryota; Metazoa; Chordata; Actinopteri; Cyprinodontiformes; Poeciliidae
Gene: fgf8b
Product: fibroblast growth factor 8b
Exons: 5
Coding region: 2687-3367 (226 amino acids)
Molecular function (GO): growth factor activity
Source: RefSeq, a predicted model, not a curated record